AUGGAACCUCUUUCGGGUGCAGCAAGUGUUAUCGCAGUUAUCCAGUUAACCGGAGCUAUCGUGCAAAUAUGUGGGAAAUAUCUCAACAACGUCAAGAACGCGACGCAGGAUAUUCAGCGCUUCCAAGAGAAGAUCACCGCCCUUGCCCAAGUGCUUCAAUCUCUCGAUGGGCUGAUCCGUGGAUCUGAUGGCAAUGAACUUACUGCUACGCAAGACCUGGUCGACAAUAUUGUCAAAUGCUCCUCAGCACUUACAUAUUUAAAAGAGAAAAUUAAUCCGGAAACGACGCAAAGACGGAUGAGGAAAUGGGGCCUUCGAGCCUUGAAAUGGCCGCUCGCACGGUCGGAGGUAGAUUCUGCUAUCAUGGAGCUUGAGUGGUAUAAAACAACGUUUGCUUUGUCCUUGCAGGUUGAUCAAACGAGAUCUACCAAUUCGAUCCACAAAAAGAUAGACCUCAGCAGACUACAGACUGCAAAACAAGCAGCAUUCGACUCUUACGACAAUCAACACAGUGAAUGUCUUCCAGGGACCCGAAUUGACCUGCUUCGAGAAAUCGACGAGUGGGCAAAAUCGCCACACGGAAAAUGUAUAUUUUGGUUGAGCGGCAUGGCAGGGACAGGGAAAUCAACAAUAUCCCAAACAGUUGCAAGCCGUCUUCAAGCGCAGCAGCUUCUCGGGGCGAGCUUUUUCUUUCGGAGAGGCGAAGAGGACAGAGAAACAGCAAAAAAGCUUUUUCCAACAUUGACCGAGCAACUGGUCAUCGGCAUACCUCAAAUGCUGCCUCGAGUUCAGAGGGCAAUUGAGGAUGACCCGAAUAUUUCGGAAAAGGUGUUGAGGGAACAAUUUGAACGGCUUCUACUGGAUUCACUAUCUGGAAUUGAGCAGCGAGAAGAGACCACAAGAAGAGUGAUCGUGAUUGAUGCUCUAGAUGAAUGCGAUUCAGAAGACGACAUAGGGAUUAUUCUCCGGCUCUUGCCACGAGUUCAAAAGUCAACUUCCGUACAAGUACGGUUUUUAUUGACAAGCAGACCUGAGUUGCCGAUCAGGCUGGGCUUCGAAGGGAUCACCGAUGCCCAUCAGGAUUUGGUCCUACAUGAGAUCGAAGAGCCAGUGAUAGCGCAUGACAUAUCCUUGUAUUUUGAGGAUCAGUUCCUGCGCCUAAAGCAGAGGCGCUCAUUGCCACCAGAUUGGCCCGGAGUCCCAGCUACCAAGAUAUUGGUUGAUAGGGCCGUCCCUUUGUUCAUUGCAGCUGCUACCGUAUGUCGUUUUAUCGGUGAUGCAAAAUGGAACCCUCAAAAGCGACUGGAAGCGAUAUUGACAGACCAAUCAACCUAUGUGUCCAAGAUGGACAGCACAUAUAUUCCCGUGCUAAAGCAACUUCUCACUGGACAGAAUGAAACAGAGUCACGGGAAUUACUUAAAGAGUUCAAGGAGGUAGUUGGGGUGAUCAUUAUUCUUGCCACUCCGCUCUCGAUCAACUCCCUAAGCCACCUAAUAGACAGAGAGUCAGUUGAUGUCAAAUGCCGAUUAGACCAGCUCCACUCGGUGCUCAGUGUACCAAACAAUUUCGACACACCAGUCAGGCUCCUCCAUCUGUCAUUCCGAGAUUUUCUUUUGGAUCACCACAAAGACAAAAGCAAAUUCUGGAUCGAUGGAAACUAUACAAACCAGUGUCUUGCAGAACGAUGCCGUCAGAUCAUGCAGGACAGCCUGGAGAAAAACAUCUGCAAACUGCCAAGCGAAGGCACGCAAAGGAAUGAAAUUAGCGAUGACUCGAUUCAGCUUUAUAUACCUCCCCCACUGAAAUACGCGUGUCGAUACUGGGCGCAUCAUCUGUUACAAUGCACGGACUUGUCUGGCAUGAUGCACAAUGCUUAUUUAUUUCUCCAGGUACACUUUUUGCACUGGGUGGAAGCAAUGAGUCUACUGGGCCUUACGUCAGAAGUAUCAGGUAUUCUUGAUCGCCUCCAAACGUCCACAUCGGGUAACGACUCUUCCCUGAUUUCGGAUUUCCUUCACGAUGCAAAGCGCUUUAUUCUGAAAAAUCACCAGAUAGUUGAUCAGGCCCCCCUUCAAGUUUAUUGUGCAGGACUUAUAUUUGCACCCCGAACGGGGAUAAUCCGUAGAGAGUUCAAGCGGUCGCUUCCUACUUGGAUAGAUCAGUUACCACAAGUUGAGGAAGGAUGGAGCGCGCUCAUCCAGACCCUCGAAGGCCAUUCCGGUUCGGUUCGAUCGGUGGCCUUCUCGCCCGACGGCCGCCUGCUGGCGUCCGGCUCUUACGAUCAGACAGUGCGGCUCUGGGACCCGGCGACGGGCGCGCUCACCCAGACCCUCAAAGGCCAUUCCGAUUGGGUUCGAUCGGUGGCCUUCUCGCCCGACGGCCGCCUGCUGGCGUCCGGCUCUGACGAUCAGACAGUGCGGCCCUGGGACCCGGCGACGGGCGCGCUCACCCAGACCCUCGAAGGCCAUUCCGGUUCGGUUCGAUCGGUGGCCUUCUCGCCCGACGGCCGCCUGCUGGCGUCCGGCUCUUACGAUCAGACAGUGCGGCUCUGGAACGCGGCGACGGGCGCGCUCACCCAGACCCUCGAAGGCCAUUCCAGUUCGGUUCGAUCGGUGGCCUUCUCGCCCGACGGCCGCCUGCUGGCGUCCGGCUCGGACGAUCAGACAGUGCGGCUCUGGGACCCUGCGACGGGCGCGCUCACCCAGACCUUCGAAGUUAAAGGGGUAGUCACGACGCUCGAAUUUUCCCAUAGCGGUUUAUAUCUCCACACCGACGUAGGCGCCCUUUACAUCCAAUCUAGCAUUGAAUGGUAG
Penicillium nucicola is the source of this 2814-nucleotide messenger RNA. RefSeq lists its product as uncharacterized. The coding region runs from base 1 to 2814 and encodes 937 amino acids. Gene Ontology annotation, cellular component: U4/U6 x U5 tri-snRNP complex. NCBI's taxonomy places the organism in Eukaryota, Fungi, Ascomycota, Eurotiomycetes, Eurotiales, Aspergillaceae. Gene Ontology annotation, molecular function: U4 snRNA binding; protein binding; U6 snRNA binding. Gene Ontology annotation, biological process: mRNA splicing, via spliceosome. The transcript is spliced from 4 exons. The record is from RefSeq and is a predicted model, not a curated record.